Molecule: messenger RNA, 3105 nt
Organism: Manihot esculenta (cassava)
Lineage: Eukaryota; Viridiplantae; Streptophyta; Magnoliopsida; Malpighiales; Euphorbiaceae
Product: alpha,alpha-trehalose-phosphate synthase [UDP-forming] 6
Exons: 4
Coding region: 329-2893 (854 amino acids)
Biological process (GO): trehalose biosynthetic process
Cellular component (GO): cytosol
Molecular function (GO): catalytic activity
Source: RefSeq, a predicted model, not a curated record
UAUUCAAGCUCACAAAACGAAAGCAAAGUUCCAAUUUUUUAAUAUCAUUAUCAUAUGUUUCUCUCUCAGUUUGGCAGUGUGUGUUUAUAAGGGCAGAGAUGAGAUAGAUUCACUUUGAGAACUAACAGAAAAAAGCUACCAAAUUUUUUCUAUCCAUUUCCUACCCGAGAGAAAAAGAGGGGAAAUAAAAAUCUUAGCUUUAGCUGCUGAGAUUUUUUUUCUUUUUUACCUUUUUAGUUUGGGUAAAUCAGAUUUCCUUGCUACUGCUACCCCACAAAAAACGAAAAUGGAAUCCAUCCUGAUUCGUUGCAAAAACAGACAAAUAUAAAUGGUGUCAAGGUCAUACUCAAAUCUUUUGGAGCUUGCGUCUGGGGAGUCUCCAUCGUUUGGCCGUAUGAGCCGGCGAAUCCCUCGGAUUAUGACGGUGGCUGGCAUAAUUUCCGACUUAGAUGAUGAUCCGACGGACAGUGUAUGUUCUGAUCCAUCAUCUUCUUCGGUCCAGAGGGACCGAAUAAUUAUUGUUGCCAAUCAGCUGCCAAUAAGGGCACAACGAAAAUCAGAUGGCAGUAAGUCUUGGAUUUUCACUUGGGAUGAGAAUUCACUUCUCCUCCAGCUGAAAGAUGGAUUAGGGGAUGAUGAUAUUGAAGUAAUAUAUGUUGGUUGUUUGAGAGAAGAAAUUCACCCUAGCGAGCAAGAUGAGGUCUCGCAGAUACUUCUGGAGACCUUCAAAUGUGUGCCUACAUUUCUUCCCCCGGAUCUUUUUAGCAGGUUCUAUCAUGGAUUCUGUAAGCAACAGUUGUGGCCUUUGUUUCAUUAUAUGUUGCCUUUGUCGCCUGACCUUGGUGGUCGGUUUAAUCGUUCGCUAUGGCAAGCAUAUGUAUCUGCAAAUAAGAUUUUUGCUGAUAGGAUUAUGGAGGUGAUUAACCCAGAAGAUGAUUUUGUAUGGGUGCAUGACUAUCAUCUUAUGGUGCUGCCAACUUUCCUUAGGAAGAGGUUUAAUCGGGUGAAACUUGGAUUUUUCCUCCAUAGCCCAUUUCCUUCGUCGGAGAUUUAUAAGACAUUGCCUAUUAGAGAAGAGCUUCUGCGAGCGUUAUUAAAUUCUGAUUUGAUUGGGUUUCAUACUUUUGAUUACGCAAGGCAUUUCUUGUCUUGCUGUAGUAGAAUGCUUGGCCUUACCUAUGAAUCCAAGAGGGGAUACAUAGGCCUCGAGUAUUGUGGUAGGACUGUAAGCAUCAAAAUUCUGCCUGUCGGUAUUCAUAUGGGCCAGCUUCAGUCAGUGUUGAGGCUUCCCGAGACUGAAACAAAGGUUGUGGAGCUCAUUAAGCAGUUCAAUGAUCAGGGCCGGAUAAUGUUGCUGGGGGUGGAUGAUAUGGAUAUUUUUAAGGGUAUAAGUUUGAAGUUGCUGGCGAUGGAACAGUUGCUUGUGCAGCAUCCAGAGUGGCGAGGCAAGGUAGUGUUGGUGCAGAUCGCAAAUCCUGCAAGGGGCAAAGGAAAAGAUGUGAAAGAAGUCCAGGCUGAGACUUAUUCCACUGUGAAGAGGAUCAAUGAAACAUUUGGGAAGCCUGGAUAUGAUCCUAUUAUCUUAAUUGAUGCACCACUCAAAUUUUAUGAAAAAGUGGCAUAUUAUGUUGUUGCUGAGUGCUGUUUGGUCACUGCUGUAAGGGAUGGAAUGAAUCUCAUACCUUAUGAAUAUAUUAUCAGUCGCCAAGGGAAUGAGCGAUUGGAUAAGGUGUUGAGACUAGAACCCUCUGCUCUGAAGAAGAGCAUGUUGGUUAUUUCUGAGUUUAUUGGCUGUUCCCCAUCUCUGAGUGGUGCGAUUCGAGUAAAUCCCUGGAAUAUUGAUGCUGUCGCGGAUGCAAUGGACUGUGCCCUGGAGAUGGCUGAGCCAGAAAAACAACUCCGGCAUGACAAGCAUUACAAAUAUGUUAGUACUCAUGAUGUUGGCUAUUGGGCACGUAGUUUUCUUCAGGAUUUGGAGAGGACUUGCCGAGAUCAUGCAAGAAGGAGAUGCUGGGGUAUUGGAUUUGGAUUAAGCUUCAGAGUUGUGGCGCUAGAUCCAAACUUUAGGAAGCUUUCAAUGGAGCACAUUGUAUCAGCUUACAAGAGGACCACAACUAGGGCAAUUCUUCUGGACUAUGACGGUACUCUAAUGCCUCAGGCUUCGAUUGAUAAGAGCCCAUCUUCCAAGUCAAUUGACAUCCUAAAUAGCCUGUGCAGAGAUAAGAACAACAUGGUUUUCCUUGUUAGUGCUAGAAGUCGCAAGACACUCACUGAAUGGUUUUCACAGUGUGAGAAGCUGGGAUUGGCUGCAGAGCAUGGAUACUUCCUAAGGUUGACAAGAGAUGCGGAAUGGGAAACUUGUGUUCCUGUAACAGACAUUGCUUGGAAGCAAAUUGCAGAACCUGUGAUGCAGCUUUACACUGAAACAACUGAUGGGUCGACUAUUGAGGAUAAGGAAACUGCACUAGUAUGGUGUUAUGAGGAUGCAGAUCCUGAUUUUGGUUCAUGCCAAGCUAAAGAACUACUUGAUCAUCUUGAAAGUGUUUUGGCAAAUGAACCUGUAACAGUCAAGAGCGGACAGAAUAUAGUGGAGGUUAAACCUCAGGGUGUAAGCAAGGGGCUGGUGGCUAAACGACUACUUUCGACAAUGCAAGAAAGGGGAAUGUCACCAGAUUUUGUUUUAUGUAUAGGAGAUGACCGGUCAGAUGAAGAUAUGUUUGAGGUAAUUACCAGUUCCAUGGCAGGUCCAUCAAUUGCUCCGAGGGCGGAAGUAUUUGCAUGCACUGUCGGUCGAAAACCUAGCAAGGCUAAAUAUUAUCUAGAUGAUACGACAGAAAUUGUUAGGUUGAUGCAAGGGUUGGCUUCAGUUUCAGAACAAACAGUUGCAGUGUAAGCCGAGUUUAAGCAUGUAGGUUGAACAAUGUAAUCCACAUAGUUUUCAUUAGCUUUUCUCGCUUUUUUUUUUGCUGUGUAAAUCAUCAUAGUGUUGCUUGGAGAGGCUGUGGAGCAGAAACACUUUGUUUUCUUUCUUAUUGCGUUUGAUCUCUUUGUAGUGAAGUUGUAAAUAUAUGUUUGUGCCAUAAAUCUUGAGCUUGUUGAACUGCA